Balaenoptera ricei (Rice's whale) is the source of this 369-nucleotide messenger RNA. Its product is annotated as HIG1 domain family member 1A, mitochondrial-like. The record is from RefSeq and is a predicted model, not a curated record. The coding region runs from base 1 to 327 and encodes 108 amino acids. The transcript has 4 exons. Lineage: Eukaryota; Metazoa; Chordata; Mammalia; Artiodactyla; Balaenopteridae. Gene Ontology annotation, cellular component: mitochondrion. Gene Ontology annotation, biological process: mitochondrial respirasome assembly; negative regulation of apoptotic process.
AUGGUGAACUUCCCUGGCAGUCCAGUAGAUAAGACUCUGCGCUUCCAAGGAGACCUGAGCGGCGAUCAGCUGGCAGAGGAAAUGAUUCAUCUGCAGAGUCCCAGCCCUACCAAUUCAGAGCAGAGUCGAUUUGAAGAUGAGAUGAAUGGCAGGAUUGCAGCAAUCGUUGCAUAUGGAUUAUAUAAAUUGAAGAGCAGGGGCAAUACUAAAGUGUCUAUUCACCUGAUCCACAUGCGCGAGGCAGUCCAAGGCUUUGUUGUGGGAGCAAUGACUCUGGGUAAGGGCUAUUCCAUGUAUCGAGAAUUCUGGGCAAAACCUAAACCUUAGAAGAGGAGAUGCUGUCUUGGUCUUGGUGGUACUUGCUUUAGU